AUGAACUCAUUUGAUCACCAGUCCUGCUUCGAGGAUACACGCUUUGAACUACUGAACCACAUUGCGGAUUGGCUUCUAUCGGAUACUAAGCAAAACAUCCUAUGGCUUCACGGUGUCGCGGGCUCAGGGAAAAGCACUAUUGCUACAACCGUUGCGGAGUUCUGUGGCAAUAUCUCACGACUUGGUGCCCACUUGUUUUUCAGUAGAGUCAAUGGUGCCGAAGAUCAACUCGCGUCCAUUUUCCGAACGAUUGCUUUCCAACUAGCUUGUUUCGACUCAUCAAUAGCGCGAUGUAUUGAAAGUGCUGUUCAGAAGAGCGAAUACGUCACCAAUUCCAGAGCUGAGGUCCAGUUCAGGGAGCUUCUUAUGGCGCCACUCACGGAUGCGAGGGAUAAGGUGCAUGGUCCGAUUGUCAUCAUUAUUGACGCACUAGAUGAGUGUGGCACACCCACUGCUCGAAGGAGCUUGAUGAAGAUUCUCAAGGGCGAAUUCGGAAAGCUACCUCCAAACUUCCGAUUUGUCAUCACGAGCAGGCCAGAGGACGAUAUCACCACAGCCCUGUCGAACCGACCGAACUCAGUAUACGAGAUUAGUUUAGGCUCUGUGUCGGCUGAUAGCAGGCGCGACGUUCUCCGAUACAUUGAUUACGAGAUGUCCAGGAUUGUCAACGAGACCCAGAUCGUUGUUCCGGAUGACUGGCUGUGGUCCAAACAGAUGGAAAGACUUGCGGAUGCUUCGGAGGGGUUAUUCAUAUGGGCAUCAACGGCUAUCAACCUCGUUUCGGAAAGUACCAGUAAAUUUCGUAAACUGAAAGAACUUGUGAAUGCAUCUAAUCGACUGAAGGGUCUUGACCAGCUUUACGAAUCGGUGUUGAGAAAUUCUGGAGUCAUUGCAAUGGACGAUCCUUCUUCUAUAGUUCGCUUCCAACAAGUGUUGGGCCUUGCUUUACUCAGCCGGGUACCACUCUCAGACAUAAUAAUUGAUGCACUUCUCGGCUUACCACCUGAGGAGCCAUCAUAUGAAAUUCUCUCAAAGCUCGGUAGUGUUCUUGUAUUCAGACGAGGCGAAUCUGUUCGUCUACUCCACACGUCUUUUGCCGACUACCUCCUAUCCACGCACUGCUCCCAACCGUGCAGCAAGCAUGGAAACUCUUUCGAAUGUCUAUCCGACCCAUGGUUCAUUGAUAAGGCCUCUCAGCAAUCGGCCAUCGCCUUGCGAUGCUUCAUCGUCAUGAAGGACAUGCUUCAUUUUAAUAUGUGCAACCUUGAAUCGUCUUUCAUAUACAACAAAAAUGUCACCAGGAUUGAGGACCGUAUCAACGAGACGUCACCGGCGCAUCUGCAAUAUGCGUGCGCGUACUGGGCACAGCACCUCGUCGAUGCAUCGUACUCACACAAGCUGUUGGAUGAGUUAAUAUCUUUCGCGCACAAGCGGCUACUGUACUGGUUUGAGGUGAUUGGCCUACUUGGUCUUGUGCACAGUAUUGCGAAUCGGGCGCUUCUGGACGGUGCAGCUUGGUCUGAGAAGCAUGAUUCAGACGUUUCUUUGUUCCUGAAGGAUGCUAGCAAACUCGCCUCAGCAUUUGCCACACCCAUGGCUGAAUGCACACCGCAUAUCUACGUCUCCAUGCUCCCACUCAUGAAGGAUGAUUCGAAGGUGGCAGCUCAUUAUUCGAAACAGACAUCAGCGAACGUAGAGGUUGAUCGAAUAGGAACGAAGCGACCGUCAUUAUGGUUGAAAGUGUUGGAUGGACAUUCGGAUAGAAUUCAGUCGGUCUCAUUCUCGCCUGACGGGAAGCGUGUCGUGUCGGGCUCGGGUGAUGGAACAGCCAGAAUCUGGGGCGUCGAGAGUGGUGAGGUGCUAUGCGAAUUUUUUGAAGAGAACGGAGCGUACGUCACUUCCGUCACAUUCUCGCCAGACGGCCAGCGCAUUGUCUCUGGGUCGUGGGGCGGGACAGUCACGAUCUGGGACAUUGAGUCGAGGGCGGUGAUCUCAGGGCCAUUUGAAGGACAUACUGCGGGUGUAUAUGCUGUCGCAUUCUCACGUGAUGGAACGCACGUUGCAUCGGCCUCAGCAGAUACAACAAUAAGAGUGUGGGACGUCAAGAGCGGGUUUGCUGUUCACGUUCUUGAAGGACAUACGGCUGGCAUCUGUUCGAUCGCCUUCUUUUCUGACGGGAAGCGAAUUGUUUCGGGUUCCAGGGAUAUGACAAUUAGAAUCUGGGACACAGAAACAGAGCAGGCCAUCUGCGAGCCUUUUGCCGGACACACUGACGAAGUUUGGUCUGUGGCAAUCUCGCCGGAUGGCAGACGCAUUGUGUCUGCCUCGCGUGAUCGCACAGUGAGGAUCUGGGAUGUGGAUAGCGGGAGAGUUGUCACCGACCCAUUUCAGCAUUCAAACACUGUUUUCGCUGUUGCAUUUUCAUCUGACGGAACGCGUAUUGUGUCUGGAGCUGCAGAUAACACAAUCGUUGUCUGGGACGCCGAGAGCGAUAUUGUUUACUCUGUCGCCUUCUCCCCCGACAGGUCACGCAUCGUCUCAGGAUCCCACGACAAGACUGUCAGACUCUGGGACGCAUCAAUCGGCAAAGUUGUAUCCAGCACAUCUGUCAGGCACACGACAGCGGUUACGUCUGUUGCUUUCUCGCUAGAUGGUAGUCGGAUAGCGUCAGGUUCCUAUGACAAAACGGUGAGACUCUGGGAUGCUAAUGUUGUUUUUUCUGUUGCCUUCUCACCUGAUGGGAAACGAAUUAUCUCUGGUUCCUGGGAUAAGUGUGUCAUCAUCUGGGACGUGCAGGAUAGUAAAAUGGUAUUCACACCACUCCAGGGGCACACAGACUCCGUCACUUCUGUCGCCUUCUCUCCCGAUGGCACUCGUGUCGUCUCUGGCUCUGAUGAUAAAACCAUUAUUAUCUGGAAUGCAGAGAGCGGAGACAAGGUUGCUCAAUCAGAACAAGUGCACACGACUGAGAUCUUCACUGUUGCCUUCUCACCGGAUGGUAUGCUUAUUGCAUCGGCGUCUCACAACAACGAUGUUGUCAUCUGGAAUGCCGAAAGCGGGAAAUGUGUUUCCCGACCUUUCAAAGCACCUCAGGACAGUACUAGUACAUUUCCCAACUUCGCGCCACUGGCUUUCUCUCCUGACGAGAGAUGCAUUGCCUCGCGCAGUUCUGACGACGAUAUCAUUAUUCGUGAUGUGCAUAGCGGAAAGAUCAUUUUUGGACCGCUGAAAGGGCACAGCAACACAGUCACGUCCGCUGCGUUUUCACCCGCCAGUGCAUAUCUCGUUUCCGGUUCAUUCGAUCGGACAAUUAUUGUUUGGGACGUUAACAAUGGAGAUAUGCUUUCUGAGCCAUACCAAGGACACGCCGGUCCUGUUACUUGUGUUGCUCUUUCACCAGAUGGUUUGCAUACUGUUUCCUGUUCACUUGACGCAACGAUACGUAUUUGGGCUGUACCAGGCAAGGAAACCGUCUCCUCGAUAACUGGAGAACUGCCAUACAAUGCAGUCACCUCAAGUUCAUCCAUAGAAGACAUCAACGAAGGCUUUACGAGUUGGACUUUGUCUAGUGACGGGUGGGUAUUAGGCGUACAAGAUGAGUUACUUUUAUGGCUUCCUCCCGACAUUCGCCCGACUCUAUGGCGGCCACAGAAUACAGCCGUUUUCAGUUGUGAUUUUUCUACAAAGCUGAAUUUCAAGAAUGUUGCAUAUGGUCUACAUUGGCAAGAAUGCUUCAAUCCGAAUGUAUGA
Messenger RNA from Fomitiporia mediterranea MF3/22, 3750 nucleotides. RefSeq names its product WD40 repeat-like protein. NCBI's taxonomy places the organism in Eukaryota, Fungi, Basidiomycota, Agaricomycetes, Hymenochaetales, Hymenochaetaceae. Gene Ontology annotation, molecular function: protein binding. Bases 1 to 3750 code for a protein of 1249 amino acids. The transcript is spliced from 4 exons. The record is from RefSeq and is a predicted model, not a curated record.